AUGGCAACCCGUGGCUAUGAUGUGGUCGUAGAUGUGGACGCAGAAGGCGAUUUGGGACACACCGACCUGCAGGAGGAUCUCGAGUUCCACCCUUCCAAUUUCGAGAAUGACCAGCGAAGCGCCAAAGUCCACGGAGAUUCGGCUCCAUUCUUAGGUGGCAGCUCUUCGCGACGCCGCGACCGAUCUCCUGGCGGCACGCCGACAAAGCACAGCUGGUGGUCCCUCCACUAUUACGAACAAUACUUCGACGUCGACACAAAUGAGGUUUUGCGGCGCUGUAUGGCCGCACUCUAUCCGCGCUCUAACUUCCUCGACGUCCUUGAAGGCAAUGCCGACCUUUACGGGCCCGUUUGGAUCGCAACGACCGUCGUGGUCAUUCUUUUCUUGACUGGCACUAUUUCGCAGUGGCUCGCCAACAAUGAUGAGCAGCACUUUGAAUACGACUUCACAUUACUGUCAGGCGCAGCAGGGUUGAUUUAUGGAUACACAGGCAUUCUGCCUAUUGCGCUAUGGGGUGCCCUUCGCUGGUUCGGGAGCUCCACAGCAGACUUGAUUGAGUGCUGGGCGCUCUACGGAUACUCAAAUCUCGUGUGGAUUGGAGUCGCCCUUGUCAGCUGGAGUCCAUUGACAGCACUGAACUGGGCCCUUGUCGGCGUCGGUUUUGCCUGGACAACCUUCUUCCUCCUACGGAACUUGUAUCCGGUCUUGAACGCGACCGACGCCAAAGCGAGCAAAAUCUUGCUAAUCUUGGUUGUCGCUCUACACGCCGGCUUGGCUAUCGCCAUCAAGAUUCUAUUCUUCGCGCACUCGAGUCCCGUCUCGAAGAAGAACAAGGAUGAGUAG
Molecule: messenger RNA, 843 nt
Organism: Penicillium diatomitis
Lineage: Eukaryota; Fungi; Ascomycota; Eurotiomycetes; Eurotiales; Aspergillaceae
Product: Yip1 family protein
Exons: 4
Coding region: 1-843 (280 amino acids)
Biological process (GO): vesicle-mediated transport
Cellular component (GO): Golgi apparatus; membrane
Molecular function (GO): small GTPase binding
Source: RefSeq, a predicted model, not a curated record